UUGGCUUGAACACUGAACGCAUGUGGGGAUGGACCAACAAACUGACCGCUUGUGUUACAUAAAGUGUUUUUGCAUUCGCGGUUUGAUAAACCAUCAUGUACUAGACUGUGCACUCUUAAAACUAAAGGUUCUUUAGUGGCAUUGAUGGUUCCAAGAAGAACCUUAAACCACUUUUGGAACCUUUAUUUUUAAGAGUUUAUAAUCAACUUAAAUGCAUUUACAACUACAAAUUAUAUUAAUAUGUCAAUGUUUUAGCUUGACAUUUGGGAGUUCCUGUGAAAGAGUAAAGCAUGGCACUAACAGGCAAUGUAAGAAUUAAUCGAAAUUUAUAGACCAACAAAAAUAUAUUCUAAAAACAUUUUGCUGACGUUCCCAUUGGAUAAAAGCAUCUGGCAAAUGUGCAGCUGAUUUAGUGCAUCAGCACUGAUCAAAAAGCAUGUCUUUACUGUGCUCAACUACAAACUCUCACCGGACUUUAAAAACCAACAGCUGAGACGCACAAAUGCUCAGAGAUGUGUACUGCAUUGAGUAUUAGAGAUUGUCAUUAGUGUUGCACGCGUGUUUCUGUGAAUGAAAACUAACACUCAAAGAGAGUUGUUGUACUUAAAGGCAAAGGGCAAGAUACAUAAACGCCUGCUUGUGAUCAUGAGCUUGUGCAUUAAGCACAUAUUUGGACCUGAUGCGUCUUUAGCACCAGCCGUUUGAGCCAGAAUAUCUCUCGUCUUGCCUUGGUGCCUUUAACCUGAUCAUAACCUCACAGCCGAAGGGUCUUUCACAGCAAAAGUAUUGCUUUGUUGUAGAUGAGAGUGAGGCUGUUACACCGGCCGCACGGAGGUUUAACCUAGUGCGACUGCAGGUUCAAAGUGUGGACAAGCCCUUGUACCGCGGGACGUAUCACUGCUUCCAGUCAAUCGUUCGACAAGAAUCGAUGUUGGGCCUCUAUAAGGGCAUCGGCUCCCCCAUGAUGGGCCUGACCUUCAUCAACGCCAUCGUGUUCGGCGUCCAGGGCAACGCCAUGCGCAUGUUGGCCGCAGACACGCCGCUGCAUCAGUUCCUGGCGGGCGCGGCGGCCGGACUCAUCCAGUGCGUCAUCUGCUGCCCGAUGGAGCUGGCCAAGACCCGCAUGCAGAUGCAGGGAACGGGCCAGAAGAGCCCGUCCAGGAAGCUCUACAAGAACUCUCUGGACUGUCUGGUCCGCAUCUACCGGAAGGAGGGAAUCCGAGGAAUCAACCGAGGAAUGGUGACCACCGUCAUCCGCGAGACGCCCGGCUUCGGCGUCUACUUCCUCACCUACGACACGCUGACGCGAUCGCUGCACUGCGAACCCGACGACGGCUACAUCAUUCCUAAGCUGCUCCUGGCAGGCGGCAUGUCGGGAAUCGCAUCCUGGAUCUCCACCUACCCCGUGGACGUCAUCAAGUCCCGCCUCCAGGCGGAUGGCGUGGGCGGAGCCAACAAGUACGACGGCAUCGUGGACUGCGUCCGUCAGAGCUGGCGGAGGGAGGGAUGGAGGAUGUUCACUCGCGGCCUGACCUCGACUCUCCUGAGAGCGUUCCCCGUCAACGCCACCACCUUCGCCACCGUCACGCUCUUCCUCAUGUACAUGCGCGAGGACGAAUGCGUGAAGGACUGCGAGUCCAUGCCGACCUUGCAGCACAGCAGCCUGUGAAAGACUUCAGCCAUGGAUCCUUCUGACAUAAACUUAUGAAGAGAGAAAAGGUCUGAAUAAUGUUUGAUGGACCACUGAAAUAUUGGGAUGAGAGAAAGUCUCCAUUGGGUUCAAGGAUUCCCGCAUUUGGCAGUGCUUUUAUCCAAAGCCACUUGCACAGUUACAUCUGAUCUGUUCUUGCUUUCCCUGGGAAUCGAACCCAUGACCUUGGCGUUGUGAGCGCCGCGAUCUAAUGUUUGAGCUAAAGAUCAUCAUCCAUAGAAACAUCUGAUGCUGAUGAAGGAUCUACCGAUGUAGGGAUGAAUCAUAGGGAGCUUUUGGACAGAACCACAUGUGAGAGGCUGAACUGUGACUUCUUCUCACGCGGUCAUAAAAAAAUGUGCAAAAUAUGCUCCUAUAGUGAUGCAACAGCUUGUCAUCUGGAGCAUUACUGUUAAAGGGCCUUAUUCAGCCCUAAAAAAGUCAUAGUAGUACCUUAAGGGCAAGCAU
Megalobrama amblycephala (Wuchang bream) is the source of this 2158-nucleotide messenger RNA. It is a transcript of the gene slc25a29l, whose product is annotated as mitochondrial basic amino acids transporter. The record is from RefSeq and is a predicted model, not a curated record. The coding region runs from base 929 to 1669 and encodes 246 amino acids. Gene Ontology annotation, biological process: mitochondrial L-ornithine transmembrane transport. NCBI's taxonomy places the organism in Eukaryota, Metazoa, Chordata, Actinopteri, Cypriniformes, Xenocyprididae. Gene Ontology annotation, cellular component: mitochondrion. Gene Ontology annotation, molecular function: high-affinity L-arginine transmembrane transporter activity. The transcript is spliced from 3 exons.